This is a messenger RNA of Xiphias gladius (swordfish), 3808 nucleotides long. RefSeq names its product V-set and transmembrane domain containing 4b (gene vstm4b). NCBI's taxonomy places the organism in Eukaryota, Metazoa, Chordata, Actinopteri, Istiophoriformes, Xiphiidae. The transcript has 8 exons. Bases 49 to 1020 code for a protein of 323 amino acids. The record is from RefSeq and is a predicted model, not a curated record.
CUUCAGAGCCAUUUAACUGGGAGUUUAUGGAGGCUGCAGCCGUGGAAAAUGAAGAUCUCCUCUGUGGUCUUCGCUCUCCUGACUCGAGCACUGUUUGGAGAUUUGUGUUUGGCCAUCAAUGUCACCAUCACCCCAUCCCCCUUCACCGUGGCCCAGGAGGGUCAAAAUAUCACUCUCUCCUGUGUUGUGUCCCAGCGGCGCCGAAAUGCCGCUUUACCGGUAGUAAAAUGGACUUUCCUACCUGCGGGCACAGACAGGCAGGAGGACGAACUCCUAAUCGCCCGCGUCAACAUGAGGAAGGCCCGUUUCUAUGGCAACUACACCAAGAGCUUCCCGUGGCCCAAACUGAAACUGACGGUGGUGAAGCAGGGGAAGAUCUUUGACCUGCUGAUCUUGAACGUGUCCGAGGGGGACCGGGGGCUCUACAUGUGCCGGGUGCAGGAGUUUAAAAAGCACCAGGACCGCUGGAAGGCCUCAUCCAACUCCACCGCUGCUACCGAGCUCAGAGUGCAUGUCGUACCGGCCACCAAGGCCAAAGAAAGCCUGUGGAGCUUGUUUGAAGAUGUGUACCUGUGUGCAGUGCUGAUCUGCUCAGUGGGCCUGCUGUGCAUGUGCAUGUUCACGGUGACUGUAACCUGCCAGUACAUACAGAGGAAGCAGCGGUUAAAAGAUAAUUACCACCUGGUCAAAAGCUCACAUAACAGCUCGGGAGAGACAGUUACCAGUGUGGUCAGUGUGUCUCCUGCUCUGCCGGAGAAGGAGAGGAGGUACAGGAAGAAAAGGAGCAGAGACUACCAAGAGGAGAUACCACCAGAGAUACCAGCCAAAGCUCCUAUUGGAGACAAAACAAGGAAACCCAAACUUUUAAAACCACAACCAAGGAAAGUAGUGUUGCCGAAGAUAGUGGAGGAGAAUCUGACCUACGCAGAGUUGGAUCUGGUGAAGCCAAUUCCAGAAGCCAAGGCGUCACGUAGUGGCACCGUGUACGCUCAGAUACUGUUCGGGGAGCAGCAGCUAUGAGAGAAAUUCAUAUACCAUUAAUAAUUGUGCCUUAUGUAAAACUAUUGUCUAUUUAUAGUCUGUAUUGUUUUGUAUUCAAAUGGUUUGUGAAGGGCCAAAUGUGUAACGUCUAAAAUUAUGACAAAAUUGUACAUAUGAUUUUAUAUGAACUUUGAUAUAACAUUUAUGAGACCAAGAUGCAAAAGGGAAAUGUUUUGUAUACUGAUAGUAUUUUUCUUUUGCAUGUUUGAAUCCUGUGUAGCUCAAACUGGGAACACAUUAGAAGACUACAGUGCUGAUUUAGACCAGAUCCCUCCAUCAUCACAAUCCGUACGGAGAUUGGAGGCUUGAAUUUGCAGGCUAAUCUGAGCCUCCUCGAUCAUAUCAAACAUGAUUCAGUCGGUAUUUGCAACGUGAUGUCAACAGGUCAAAGUCCGGUGGUGUGUAGUUAUCACAGCCACUGAACUCAAGUUUACUCUGGGGUGAGUUGUUGGGACCACUAUCAUGUCUGUGCCUUAAAUGUGGAGCUAGAACCAGGAGGUAAUUCAUUAGGAAUCUUGCCCACAGAUUACAAAUCCAAGAACGAGGUUUAUAAACCAUGUGCAUGGGUUUCAAAUCUGUGGGCACGGAUUUGUAAACCAGAGAACAGAUUAACACAUGGCUCUUUUUUUUUCUCAGCUGCAAUAAGGGGACUCCAUAAAUUAGUGAGCUUCAGAGGCAUUGGUAUUUGUAUUUUUGAACUUUGUAGACAACCAGGCUAGACGUUUUCCCCUGCCUCCAGCCUUGGACUUUCCCAAGCUAAGCUAAUUGCCUCCUGUCUUUAGCUUCAUACUUAAUGUACAGACAUGAGAGAGAUAUUGAUCCUCUCAUAUGAGCUAUUAUCCCAAAAUAUCGAACUAUUCCUCUAAAAUUCAUGAAUGGACAUUAUUCUGGAAGCUGGCAUUUUAUUAAAUUGGAAUACAAGAAGGCUCUAUGUAAGCAACAAAAUGUCAUUUUGUUUGCUGCACUUCAUAUACUGAUAUAGCAAUUUAUUUGUUCCCGUGACAUCCUCUUCCACGUUUCUUUGACACUCAUUUACACAGUGAAUUGUGGGAAAACCCAUUGCAAGUGAGUAGAUUUACAAACAGGAGACUAAAUACAUUUAAGACAUCCGUUGUUAUGAAUGUGAACCAAUGCAAUUUCAAAUGUGAUUUACUUCUAGUGUGUUCCCAGGAUUAUCUGCCUCACAACAUUUGUGUUCAGUCUAUUUUUGUGUGUCAGGCUGCAGUUUAUAACGACCACAACUCCACAGAGUUGAUAUUAAAGUAGCAAUUAGCCCCCAGUGAUAAGAACCCCCCUCUCCGAGGCAUUUAUGUGAGACCAUGCAAGCCCUUUCAUCUGGUGCCAACAUCAACUUAACAGGCUGUUAGCAACACACACAUGUAUAUACAUACAUGCAAGGGUGGAGUUGUAUGUAGGAGAAAUACCAUUGUAGCCUCAUACACAAAGGCACAUAUUUUAAAUGGAAAAAAACAAUUGUGACACCAGAUCUACAAACAGGGACAAACUAAGACCUGUGUUUGGAUUAUUGCAUAUUAAUGUAAGUCACAGUUUACUUAAAAACUUAAGGUGAUUUUGUUGUUUGAGAUAAGAGCCAGAUGCCACAUCGGCUGAAAUCCCACAUACCUUUGCUACGGUCUUCCUGCUUUCUCACUUUCCAUGAAUCUGAGCGUGAAAGUGCUUAGGAGUCUUUUUCCAUUUAAUGGUCCUCUGGAUUCAGGCAUGGAAAAAGCAAAGGAGAGUUUUUUAAACAGUGAACUUGAAACCCAGACACAAAGGCACCGGAUCCCUCCCUUCCCCCAAGACUUCCACUAUCUUAUGUGGAGUUAUCCGUGCAGAUGGAGAAGUCGCGCUUUCUUCGGCACGCUUGCUCAGGUCCUUCUGAACUCCAUCCUCAAGUGCUGUUUUGCCCCUAUUUUCAGUAGCAAACGUCUGCUAAACUAGCUAAUAAUCUGGUGACUAAUAGUUUGAGAGAGCAUGCAGUCACUUGAGUAAAAUGAUUUGACUCUUCUGUAAAAAAAUGUAAGAAUGAACAUAUAUGUGGAAUUUGCCUUACAAUUAUGUAACCACUUUCUAAGAAACUAUGUAGCAACUAUGGUUUGCUAGCUAACAGUUGAUAUACACAUAGAAUUCUGUCUUUUUGUGCUGUCUCCAGACACAAAACGACAGAGGUUAUCCAUGUCUGUUUGAAAAGUCAAGCUGUAUGAUUGUAGCCUCAAUCAACACUUGUAGCACAAAAGCUGACUUCCAAUGCAGCUGCCUGUCACUUGUUAAAGCCCAACAAAUGCGGUACAGGACAGUAGUAAGUUUUCUUGUCUUCUAUGUAUUUGGACAUUUUUAGUCCCCCCCCCCCAUUAUGUAUUACAUUACAAUGUAGAGCAAUCCACUGUUGACCUAUGCAUUUGUCAGCAUUCCAAUUUCCCACUGUGGCUCUCUUCUGUUCAGUUUAGUUGCACAGUCUGUAUUAUCCCCAUAUGAAGUGACUGAAAAAUGACCUUUCAGUGGUGGCUAGGAGUGUCUUAAAAAUGCCCUUAAACUGUGAAAUGUAAAGUUUCUUCCAGACUCCAUUGUCCUUAAUGGGAGUCUGCUAACUAGAACCAUGUGUGUGAAUGGUGCCUCUCUGCUCUCACCCGCUUUCUCUCUGCCCACCGCUGACCUCUCAUCAACAUUCCAGCAUUUUUGCUCUUGUUCAUUUGGUUCAUUUCAGCUGUACAGUUUGUAUCAAUAAAUGAAAUAAAUAUGAAAGUGGAUGUAAGCAGUAUGCUGCCAG